This is a messenger RNA of Nasonia vitripennis (jewel wasp), 7380 nucleotides long. It is a transcript of the gene Vmat, whose product is annotated as synaptic vesicular amine transporter. NCBI's taxonomy places the organism in Eukaryota, Metazoa, Arthropoda, Insecta, Hymenoptera, Pteromalidae. The transcript is spliced from 12 exons. Gene Ontology annotation, biological process: aminergic neurotransmitter loading into synaptic vesicle; transmembrane transport. Gene Ontology annotation, cellular component: terminal bouton; synaptic vesicle membrane. The coding region runs from base 199 to 1716 and encodes 505 amino acids. Gene Ontology annotation, molecular function: serotonin:sodium:chloride symporter activity. The record is from RefSeq and is a predicted model, not a curated record.
ACAGAGCGCCGGGCGCGCUGCGCCAGUCCGGGUCUGGCCGACAUCAUGAGAGCAGAGCCAGCUGAAACGAUCGCCGAGGAGCUGCCGAUGUCCUGCGAGGACUAGCCGAUCUCCGGACUCACUGGGAGAGAAAGAGCGAGGGAUAUCGUCGUGGGCUUAUACCGAUCUCAGAAACUCAACAUCGAAGCCGCGGACAGGAUGGCCGGGGGAGAAUUCAGAGGCUGGCUGCAGCGCUGCCGCGAGUCGCGGAGCCUCGUCCUGGUGAUCGUCGCCGUGGCUCUGCUCCUGGACAACAUGCUGCUCACUACUGUCGUGCCGAUCAUCCCAGAGUUCCUCUACGACAUGAAGCAUCCGAAUGCAACUUUGAGCGAGCGCCUCGAAGGUGCAGAGCACCAUCCACCUAAGCUGACCACGACAACGGUCGCGCCAACGACAUCGGGCUGCUCCUGUCCUACGAACGGUUCCAACAAUUCACCCCUGGAAUUCAUUCUAUCCACGUCCGCUACCUCGAUCGAAACGACAACGAUAAAUCAAACGGCAGCUGAAAUCCUGGAGAACAAGCAGAGGCACAAAGAUCUGACGGAGGAGACCGUUGCCGUUGGCAUGAUGUUCGCUUCCAAGGCUUUUGUUCAGUUGUUGGCCAAUCCCGUGGUCGGACCCUUAACUCACAAAAUCGGAUACAGCAUUCCUAUGUUUACCGGAUUCAUCAUUAUGUUCUUGUCCACGUUGAUUUUCGCCUUUGGUAGGAGCUAUGGGAUCCUUUUCUUGGCUCGGGCUCUUCAAGGCAUCGGCUCUUCCUGCUCCAGCGUUUCUGGUAUGGGUAUGUUAGCCGAACGUUACCAAGAUGACAAGGAACGAGGAAACGCCAUGGGUAUAGCCCUCGGUGGGUUGGCGCUCGGCGUGCUCAUUGGACCACCUUUUGGCGGUCUUAUGUACGAGUUCGUGGGAAAAUCGGCGCCUUUCCUCAUACUCUCAGCUCUUGCUCUUGGUGACGGAUUGCUGCAGUUGCUCAUGCUUCAACCGUCGGUCGUGUACACGGAAGCCGAACCGCCGAGUUUAAAAUCGCUCGUUACCGAUCCAUACAUAUUACUCGCAGCAGGCGCGAUCAGUUUCGGAAACAUGGGUAUAGCUAUGCUGGAACCAAGUCUACCACUUUGGAUGAUGGACACUAUGAGCGCGAGCAGGUGGAAGCAAGGGGCGACAUUCCUACCGGCAAGCAUUAGCUACCUCAUCGGCACGAAUCUUUUCGGACCCCUGGGACACAGAAUGGGAAGGUGGUUGGCAGCGUGUAUCGGCCUUGUCGUCAUUGGUUUUUGUUUGAUGGCUAUACCAUUGGCAAAGAGCAUCAAUCAUCUGAUCUUACCGAACGCUGGUUUAGGAUUCGCCAUCGGCAUGGUUGACAGCUCGAUGAUGCCUGAGCUCGGUUAUCUCGUCGAUAUAAGGCACAGCGCGGUUUACGGAAGCGUUUACGCGAUCGGUGACGUAGCCUUUUGCCUUGGGUUUGCUAUCGGACCUGCGUUAAGUGGAACCUUGGUGAACACUAUUGGUUUUGAAUGGAUGCUUUUUGGAAUCGCUAUUUUGAACUUCUGUUACGCGCCGUUCAUGUAUUUUUUGAAAAAUCCUCCCACAAAGGAAGAGAAGAAGUCGUUGAUCGUGGGCGAGAAGUCUCCAUCAGUACGUUACGUGACUUACGAAAACGAGGAAGAGGAUCAGUAGACGUCUGCAAAUAUUUUUUAAGUGCUUAAAUGAUUUUCAUCAGGGUGUCUGACGCCGUUAAUAUUAUUUACUGGAAACGCUAAUUACAUCAUUACUAAUUUGGCUAUAAUAUUAUCAAAGAUUAACACCAAAACUUUAGUCCAAGUAAAUUAUAGAGAAUGUCUCUUUAUUUGCAACAAUUUUAGGAAUGUCUCAAAAUAUUGUUAAUUAUGAUUUUAUAUACGUUAAUUAGAACAAGUUCCUGCAAUAAUAGCUGCAAUAAUUCAAGAAAAUAUAUAGGACGCCCUGAAAUACAAUAUUAUAGGUAGUUAAAUAAUUAAGUUUUGUUAUUGAAAAUCGUUGCGAACGACAUAGUAGAUUAUGUAUAUAAUAUUAUAAAAAUAUUCACCAGCUGUUCAAGCGUACGAAAGGAAAUCCAUAGAAAGGGUUGGUUAUGCCAAAAGUAUAAAGAAGUAAGCGCUUUGUGUGUGAAGAUUAAAUUAAAUAUUGGUUGUAUACUAUUAUCAGUAAAUUGGUAGUUACCGAGAUUGAAUUUUAAAGGAAUAAAGCAUCCUUAAAGUUUUCAGACACUUCAUAUCAUGUAUAGGUAAUACAUUUCUUUAAAGUUUUUUAUUUUAUGAAUAUAAUAUUUUAUCAAGAAUAUCAUAGUACACGGUUAUUAAUCAUUCAUGAGAUAUGCACGAUGCUGUACUUUGAAUUUGCGAUAUUUUAAAAAUUAAACGAAGUAAAAACAUAAAAGUGUAAAAUAUAAUCUCAAUUGAAAAAUACAAAAUACUCUAAUUGUCACAAGUUUAAUCGAAAUAUUAACAUUACAAAAAGUUACGAAUUAUAAAUGACUUAAUUAUAGAGUGCGUUCAACAGAUUUUACUAUAGAAGCAAGAAGCACAUGUAUACACAUGAUGCAUGUUGUGAGCUACGUGUACCAUUUAAUAGAAAAUUUAUUCCAGAACCACAAAAAAUAAAGUGGAUGACAGAGGUUUUUAGAAAAAAUCAAUUAUAUUAACGAGGAAAGAAAGUAUAAAGUAAAAAAAAGCUUCAGAAUCAAAGGUUCUAGAUCUGAGUACAAGAAAAUAUAUAAUAAAAGAAUCGCACGGCUAAGACAAUUUUACAAGAGAGCCAGUCUUUUGAAGAAAAAUUCAAAAUUUUUGUAUAUAAGAGAACCGCCCGAUUUGGAUUCCCUGAAUGGCUGCAGGGAAACCGAGCAUCUAAAGCGAUCGGGAACGCAUGAAAGGGUUCUCACUUUUGGCAUUUAGUAUUUGACUUUAUGAAGUAAAGUAAAAUUGAAACGUAACGGCCUCUCUACUAUCAACCGGAUGUGAACUAUUUGUAAAAGAAAAAACAUUCGAAAACUUCUGAUCGCAUCAAAUUCACGAAAUUGAGUGUCGCUGUUAAUGUUAGUGUCUAUAUGUUAAUCUACUUAAAAUAUAUAUGUAUUCUACGGAAAAAAUUUCGGAUAGUUGCGGUCAGAUGUUUCUCAAAGCACUAUAAUAUAUAUGCUUUAAAUUGUAAAAACUUGGACGAGAACUAAUUAUAAUUAAUAUUGCGGAACAUACUACAAAUUUACGGUGAUCAUGAGAAACUUAAUAGAGGAUUUGCAGCGGAAAACUAGAACGUUAAUUACUUUUAAUUAAAGUUUAACUUCUAAUUUAUUGAUAUACUGGUAUUUUUAUAUGAAAAGUAGAAAACUGGAAAAAUACACUGCUAUUAUAUAAUACAUGAAACUUAUUAGAAGCAAUACGCAAAGUUAUAUUGUGAAAUACUAUAUACCUAUUAUAUAAAUAAAUAUAUAUAUAUAUAUUAAUAUAUAUCGUCUAAUAGUAUUAAGAGUUAACUUAAUGCACGGUAUAAUGAGAAAUAUAAUAAUUGCAAUGAGAAAAAAAAAUGAAAAAAAAUCUUGAAAAUGCAUAUGUAUGUUAGAAUAAAUAAUUCUGUCGUGUAUUUAUGCCUAUCAGUAGAAAUGUGUCUCGAUGUUUGAAACGGGAAUAGUUUGUUGUACAAUUAUUGAGAUCCUAAGCUACUGUAGCUAUACACGUAUAGUUAUAUAAUUGAAUGUAAAAUUAACUGUAUGAGUAUAAAUUAUAGUUAAUAGAACGUGUGAUUAAUGAAGGGCUGCAUAUAAUAAUAUAAAAAUCUAUAAAAUGUACUUGUUUUGCUUUAAUUGGCUGAAUUCGAUAGUGAUCCAAAGAAUUAAAACAAAUAAUUUUGAAUUACAUUAUAAUUACGCAUUUCGAGCCAAUAGUAAAAUAUUAAGAGGUUAACGCAACAGGUUUUCACUGCAAAUUCAACGAAAAAAUAGGAGCGUUCAUUAUCGCACCUACUCCCGGAACGAAAAGUGAGUCAAUUCGAUCACCGCAAAUUUGCCGAAUGGAACCGCGUGUGAAUACAAUUUGCGCAUUGUACGAACUAUGCAGCAUACUUCGAGAUCCAUCUAUGAAAACAUUACAGAUUUAAACGACAAACUAUAUUACAGUAUGGAAAAGUAAAUACUUAUAAUAUUGCAAAAAAAAAGAAUAAUGAUAAAUCUUUAAAUAAUAUGACAAUAGAAUGCACUAUAGUGAAUUUGUAAAUAUAGCAAUAUUUCAGACUUGAAUAUAAUAAGAAUGAUAAUAACCGUAAUGAUAAAGGCAGAAUUGAAGCACUCUGAACUUAUUUUCGUUUAAUUAGCAAAGACACACUUGACCCACAUUUUAUGUAAAAUUGUUGAGAAUUUUUCGUUAUCAUCCAAAGUUAAAUUUUUGCCAUUAGUAGUAUAUUACGUAAUCUAUACAAUAUAUAAAAUAUCCGUAACUAUAAUUCAAAUUGACUCAAGGAGACUAUUGAGAUGCUUGAUAAAUCGAAUUGCCAAUGCAAUCAAACAGAUGGAAAUUCAAACGUGAAGCUGCUGGAACUUUGUGCAGCAUAUAUAAAUCACCAAAACCGGUAUACAACGAAAUCUUAGUAUUUUUCAAUAUUAUUUUAACAAAUCCAUUACCACUGCUGAAUAAUUAAAAAGUAGCGUAAAAUAAACACUUACUCGCGCUGAUGUUUGUUUCAUGAUCAGCUAAAAUUUAUCUUUUCCUAAGUUGACAGUAAAAUAAAUGGAACAUCAUAAAAACUUCUGUAUCUGUGUUCCUGCAAAUUAAAACGAAUGAGAAUGUACGAUAAUUGAUAAGCUUUACUUUUAUUCAGAAUUUGUAUGUUUAAAGCGAUCUGUACUUGCACAGUAAUGAAUCAGAGGGAAUUCUUUUCCAAUGUAAUGUUCCACUAGUGUAUUGCGCAUGUUUUACUAUAAUGUUUUAUUUCAAAUCUGUAUAAUCGAUGUAAUAUGAUUUGAAAGAAAUUAGUGACUCGAUGAGGGCUGCUUUUGUGAACAGACAAUAAGCAAUGAAUCGCAGAAAUCCCCGGUUACCUUUAAACAAACAAGGCUUACCAAUGUAUUGUAUGAAAAAAAAAUAAUAAAUAAUUAUUCGCAUAUAUUGAUAAAAUAUAAAAAACAAAAGCCGCCGUGAAGCCACUUUUGGGUUUCGAUAAUAAGAUUUUUCGCGUUUCAUAUGUAUAGAAAUAAAUACAGUGCAAAACGUAUCUAUGCUAAGUUAACAAAAGAAUCCUGAUUCCUAAUAGGAACAAAUUAUGUUAAAUUAAUGUAAAUUAAAACAAGUUUCUGAAAAACAAUUUGUGCACCGGUGGAAUAAUGUCAAAAAAAAUGGAAAAUGUUGAUAAAUUAUUAAUGAAUGAUCUUGAGUAUCAUUACUGUAGAAUAUUUUUGUCAUUAUUGAGUUAAUUUUUCGAUGACCAUAUAAUUAUUAUGUACAAAAAUUCACUAUUAAGACAUUGUAUCGUAUUAUACAUCUUAGUAUCAGCUGGUAUAUGGGUCCGAUUGAACACACUACGUAAACAAUGAUAAUGAAACCAUAGGUGCGUUUCAAAGAAAAUUGACUAUAAUAAAAUCAUGUAAAGUCUUAUAUGAGCGUGUAUUGCUUUUACGCUUUCUUUAUUGCCAAGUACACUUUUGUAUGCUAAAUAUAAUAAGUGCUUAUAAUGCAUACAACGUCAACAAUGUAAAUUUUGAAUUAAUUACUGCUUGAAGUUUUGUAAGAAAAAAUUACAUCAUCCAUUGGUUUGGUUUUAAGCUAUUUCAUUGAUGGGUUCUUGUAUGUUUUAGUUUAAUAAUAAUCCAAGUUAAGAGGAUAGUAAUAGUUAAUGACAAAUUAGAAAUUGUAAACGCUUGAGAAAACUUAAAACCAAUCUUUACAUAAAAAUAAUAUUCGGUCAGCUUACCAUACAAGAACUUCAAUUAAUUAAUGUAUCUGUAGUGAGGAAUUAAUGUGUGUAUACAAAAAAUGUUCUGAAAAAAUAAAUUCAAAUUCAAAUUAAGUGCCACACUGUUGUAUUUUUUAUUUUAAUUUAAGCAAAUUCAUGAAUAAACAUGUAAUACCUACAGUUUAUACAUGUGGUAUUUAUUAUGAAUCCUGACAUAUAUUAAAAUCUUUACACUAGUGCGUACUUGAUUUGUCAUUUCUCAUUAACUCCAUGAUACUUGGCAAUUUUGGCAACAUUUUUUUUUAUUUUUCACGUUUUUUUUUUUUUUUUCAAGUAUUAAAACAGUAAGUUUGAGACUUUGAUCAAUGAAUAAUUUUUCUUAUUUAUUAUCAAUGAUUAGUGACAACUUAGCUUACUUAAAUAGUAACAACUAUAUGUAUGUUAUCUUCUUAGAAUAACUUAAAGCUUUGCUUAUAUUUUUUAAAUACGUUGUCCCCCAAAUAUUAUAAUAUUAUGUUUUUGCAUUAGGUUAUACAUACAUAUGCAUAUAAAAAAGUAUAAACUUGUGUCACUGCCUAUUUGUUGUGUACACAUGAAAUAAUAUAAAAACAUUUGUUUGCAAAUAAUAACUAAUGUAAUAAAUUUGUUUGUAGAAGUAUAACAUUUAUUAUUUAAUGUCUCAUCAAUAUAUAAAACAACUUCUUUUUUUCAAACUCUGUUAAUGCUCUAAUGACUAUCUAUAUCUAUAAUUACAAUUAUAUAUUACUUACAUUGUAGUAUUUAACUGUUUCGUUAAGUUAUCAGUUAUUUCUACAACUGUCUUUAAUGGAAAUAAAUAUUUGAAUUAUAUAAUUAUAAUUGUUGCUGCAAAUAGCAUACAAGCAUAAGAGUGACAGCAGAUUUGGAACCUGAGUUAAGCAAUUUAACCAUAACAUUGUUCCAAGGCAAUAAUUAAUAUCAUGCUUCACUACAUAAUUAUCAAUUUCAUUUGAAGUUGAGUCCACAUUGACGUUCAACACUGUUUAGUAGGAAUCAGUAAUUUAAUUUCGUGCGUUAAUAUUUAUGUACAAACACGCAUGGUUAUAUCUCAUUUUAUCAGUAAAACGCACUUAUUUAGUACAAAAUUGCUAUUUCACUAUAUCAUUAUACAUUCAUAGGAUACUCCGUACCUGCUAUUUUCCUCUCAGACAUCUUUAUUGAAAAGUCUUAUAAGUCAUAUGAUAAAUUUUAUAAUUCUAGCAACUACUACCUGUUUUUAAGGCUGAAUCGUAUUAAUAAACAAUUUUGUUUGCUCUAUUAUUAUUAAAGUAAAAUUUAAGUUUUCCCUGUAGAGGAAAUAUAUUUGAAAAAUAGGACAAAAUUUUUAAGUUAACGAUCUUAAAGAGAUUUUAACCUUGCGAAAAUAGAUAUAGACAGAAAAAAAAA